Molecule: messenger RNA, 7356 nt
Organism: Dovyalis caffra
Lineage: Eukaryota; Viridiplantae; Streptophyta; Magnoliopsida; Malpighiales; Salicaceae
Source: the annotation of a GenBank genome assembly
AUGGCCUCCACGUCACAGUCUCUCCGUUUUCUGGUCGGGCCUGCAACCACCGGACCUGGCGGUGGCAGUUUCGACGCUCUUAAUCGCAUACUUGCCGACCUCUGCACUCGCGGCAACCCUAAGGAGGGGGCGACAUUAUCAUUGAGAAAACAUCUAGAGGAAGAAGCACGUGAUCUAAGUGGAGAAGCAUUUCCGCGCUUUAUGGAUCAUUUAUAUGAAAGAAUUUCUACUUUAUUAGAAAGUAAUGAGGUUGCUGAGAAUUUGGGAGCAUUAAGAGCAAUUGAAGAGUUAAUAGACAUAGCGCUUGGAGAGAAUGCAUCCAAAGUGUCUAAGUUUGCUAUUUAUAUGCGGAGUGUGUUUGAGAUGAAGCGAGAUCCUGAUGUGUUGACACUUGCUAGCAGAGUUCUUGGCCAUUUGGCCAGGGCUGGUGGAGCAAUGAUUGCGGAUGAAGUGGAAUUUCAGGUUAAAAUGGUACUAGGCUGGCUUCGCAAUGAUAAAGCAGAAUUUCGCCUUUUUGCUUCCGUCUUAAUUUUAAAAGAAGUGGCAGAAAAUGCUUCUACAGUUUUCAAUGUUCAUGUACCUGAAUUUGUCGACGCUAUCUGGGUUGCACUGAGGCAUCCAACAUUGGCAAUUAGAGAGAGGGCUGUGGAGGCACUGCGUGCUUGCCUUCGAGUUAUUGAGAAGCAAGUUGGUAGUUAUGGUGGAGGAAAAGGUGCUCUCAUCAAAGGACAAAACUUUGUCUUAACAGAUUUUGUGGCUUUAGCGCCAUAUGGGUUUAUUAAACUUAUCCUAACAGAUACUGCAAAUUGGUAUUAUCGUAUGUUUGAGGCUACACAAGAUGGAUUGGGUAAAAAUGCUCCUGUUCACAGCAUACAUGGUUCUUUACUUGCUGUUGGAGAGCUCUUAAGCAAUAUAAUUGGAGCAAUUGCAAGGAUAUUUCCUAGGGACAGUGCGGAGCAAGUGGUUGAAUUACUGUUUGAUUGGUUGGAGCUAGUUUCAUUCAUUCGCGUAAUGGAGAAUUGGAGGCUGUUCAUGAUGUCAAGGUACAGAGAAGUUGCUGAGAUUGUUCUCAGAUACCUCGAGCAUCGAGAUCGACUUGUUCGGCUUAGCAUAACUUCAUUGCUACCUCGCAUUGCGCACUUUCUGCGGGAUAGAUUUGUUACAAAUUACUUAGAGAUAUGCAUGAAUCAUAUUCUUGCAGUGCUGAGAAUACCAGCUGAACGUGGCAGUGGGUUCAUUGCCCUAGGGGAGAUGGCUGGUGCUUUGGAUGGGGAACUUGUCCAUUAUUUGCCGACAAUUACAGCUCACUUACGUGAUGCAAUUGCUCCACGUAGGGCCAAACCCUCACUUGAGGCAUUGGCUUGUGUCGGAAACAUUGCAAAAGCCAUGGGGCCUGCUAUGGAACCUCAUGUUCGCAGCCUUUUGGAUGUUAUGCUCUCUGCAGGGCUCUCUGCCACCCUUGUUGAUGCCCUGGAGCAGAUAAGUCCAAGGGCAGCUGUUCCUGUUCCUCCUGUUCGAGGGGGUAUGACAAAUGCACCUCAGCAAGUAUCAGACCUCAGUGGUUCAGCUCUGGUGCAACUUGCUUUGCAGACGCUAGCUCGUUUUAAUUUUAAGGGGCACGAGCUUCUCGAGUUUGCAAGAGAAUCAGUGGUUGUAUAUUUGGAUGAUGAAGAUGGAGCAACCAGGAAAGAUGCUGCACUUUGUUGUUGUAAAUUAGUUGCAAAUUCCUUUUCUGGUAUGGCAUCUACGCAGUUUGGUUCUAGCAGGUCCAAUCGUACUGGGGGAAAACGAUGGCGUCUUAUUGAGGAGCUUGUGGAAAAGCUUCUCAUUGCAGCUGUUGCAGAUGCUGAUGUCACUGUUCGCCAAUCUAUCUUUUCUUCUCUUCACGGAAAUAGAGGUUUUGAUGAUUUUCUAGCACAAGCUGAUAGUCUCAGUGCAGUUUUUGCUGCUUUGAAUGAUGAGGAUUUUGAUGUUAGAGAGUAUGCAAUCUCCGUGGCUGGAAGACUAUCAGAAAAGAAUCCUGCAUAUGUUCUUCCUGCACUUCGUCGUCAUCUCAUACAGUUGUUGACCUAUCUAAAACAAAGUGCAGAUAACAAAUGCAGAGAAGAAAGUGCGAAGUUAUUAGGUUGUUUGAUACGUAAUUGUGAACGACUUGUACUCCCAUACAUUGCUCCAAUACACAAGGCACUUGUGGCAAGACUUCUUGAAGGAACAGGAGUAAAUGCCAAUAAUGGCAUCAUUAGUGGAGUUCUCGUAACUGUUGGAGAUCUUGCCAGAGUGGGUGGUUUUGCUAUGAGGCAAUAUAUUUCAGAGCUUAUGCCUCUGAUAGUUGAAGCUUUGUUAGAUGGAGCAGCAGUUACAAAGCGUGAAGUGGCUGUUGCAACUCUUGGGCAAGUUGUUCAGAGCACUGGGUAUGUCAUAACUCCAUAUAAUGAGUAUCCACAGUUACUUGGCUUACUCCUCAAAUUGUUGAAUGGCGAAUUAGUGUGGUCUACCAGACGUGAAGUAUUGAAGGUUCUUGGCAUAAUGGGAGCUCUGGAUCCCCAUGUGCAUAAGCGAAACCAACAAAACCUGCCUGGUUCACAUGGUGAGGUUGCCCGUGCAGCCAGUGAUUCAGGUCAACACAUCCCAUCGAUGGAUGAGCUACCUAUGGACCUUUGGCCUUCUUUUGCUACAUCAGAAGAUUAUUACUCAACGGUAGCAAUCAACUCCCUCAUGCGAAUUCUCAGGGAUCCUUCACUUGCUAGCUAUCACCAAAAGGUGGUUUUGCCGGAUCUCUUCCACACUGUUCGUACAUGUGAUGAUUAUCUUAAAGAUUUUAUAACAUGGAAGCUUGGAACUCUGGUAUCUAUUGUGCGCCAGGUUUUGCAUUUAGUGGAACAGCUUUGCUUGGCUCUCAAUGAUGAAUUCAGAAAGCAUCUUCCUGUCAUUUUGCCAUGUUGCAUCCAAGUACUAAGUGAUGCAGAAAGGUGUAAUGAGUACACAUAUGUUCUCGAUAUACUUCACAUGCUUGAAGUGUUUGGUGAUGCUGCAGUGGAUAUAGAACAUUCUGUUUUACAAAGUGCCAUACUUGAAAGAUCUUCUAAAUUGCAGCCUGUAGAGAAUUUCUCAUUAUGCUUACACAAUGUAGGGACAUUGGAUGAGCAUAUGCAUCUACUUCUUCCUGCGCUUAUUCGAUUGUUUAAAGUGGAUGCUUCUAUGGAUAUAAGACGGGCUGCUAUCAAAACUUUGACGAGAUUGAUCCCCUGUGUACAGAUCCAGAGGGGUUACUGGUCACAUUUCUUCUCUUGUGCAUCACCUGAAGUUAGUGUUGGAUGGGUAGGGGAUACUGAUUUUAAGAGUAAACCAAAACCUGAGGUUUUUUCAGAAUCUCUCUUCACCUUGGAGACAAUAUUGAAGAAUGAAGAGAUCCGGAAAGAUGCUGUUGAUGCACUUUGUUGUUUGGCUCAUGCCUUAGGGGAGGAUUUCACCAUUUUCAUCCCAUCAAUUCACAAACUCUUACUGAAGCAUCGAUUGCAGCAUAAAGAAUUCGAAGAAAUUGAAGGACGCUUGAGGAGACGUGAACCUCUAAUCUUGGGGAGUACAGCUGCACAAAGAUUGAGCAGACGACUUCCAGUGGAGGUUAUUAGUGACCCUUUAAAUGAUAUGGAUAACGACCCUUACGAAGAUGGGGUUGACAUGCAUCGACAUCUUAGAGGCCAUCAGGUUAAUGAUGGUCGAUUACGCACUGCUGGAGAGGCUUCUCAGCGCAGUACUAAAGAAGAUUGGGCAGAGUGGAUGAGGCAUUUGAGCAUCGAGCUUCUGAAGGAGUCUCCUUCUCCAGCUUUAAGAACCUGUGCAAGGCUUGCACAGUUGCAGCCUUUUGUUGGACGAGAGUUAUUUGCUGCUGGUUUUGUUAGCUGCUGGGCACAACUGAAUGAGGCUAGUCAGAAACAUUUGGUUCGGAGUUUAGAGAUGGCAUUUUCAUCUCCAAAUAUUCCUCCAGAGAUUCUAGCAACGCUUCUUAACUUGGCUGAGUUCAUGGAACAUGAUGAGAAACCUCUACCUAUAGACAUCCGCCUUCUUGGUGCUCUUGCGGAUAAGUGUCGUGCAUUUGCCAAGGCUUUGCAUUAUAAAGAAAUGGAAUUUGAAGGUUCACGCUCCAAGAAGAUGGAUGCUAAUCCUGUUGCUGCAGUUGAAGCUCUCAUUCAUAUAAAUAAUCAGUUACAUCAGCAUGAGGCUGCUGUUGGAAUAUUGACCUACGCCCAACAACACCUGGAUGUUCAACUUAAGGAGUCAUGGUAUGAGAAGUUGCAACGGUGGGAUGAUGCUCUCAAAGCAUACACUGUCAAAGCCUCUCAAGUUUCAAGUCCACAUCUUGUAUUGGAAGCUACAUUAGGGAGGAUGCGAUGUCUUGCUGCUUUAGCUCGGUGGGAAGAGCUUAACAACCUUUGUAAAGAAUAUUGGACACCAGCUGAGCCAUCUGCUCGAUUGGAAAUGGCUCCAAUGGCUGCUAAAGCUGCUUGGAACAUGGGUGAGUGGGAUCAGAUGGCAGAAUACGUGUCUCGAUUAGAUGAUGGUGAUGAAACUAAACUUCGGGGUUUGGGUAAUACUGCUGCUAGUGGCGAUGGAAGUAGUAACGGUACAUUCUUCAGGGCUGUGCUAUUAGUUCGUAGAGGGAAGUAUGAUGAAGCUCGUGAGUAUGUUGAGAGAGCUAGGAAGUGCCUAGCAACUGAGCUUGCUGCUUUGGUUCUGGAGAGCUAUGAGCGUGCUUAUGUCAAUAUGGUCCGUGUUCAGCAGCUGUCCGAACUGGAGGAGGUCAUUGACUAUUGUACCCUUCCUGUGGGAAAUCCUGUUGCUGAAGGACGGCGUGCCCUUGUACGCAAUAUGUGGACAGAGAGGAUACAAGGAGCGAAACGUAAUGUUGAGGUCUGGCAAGCUAUUUUGGCUGUAAGAGCACUUGUACUGCCUCCAACUGAAGACAUUGAUAAUUGGCUCAAGUUUGCUUCUCUAUGUCGAAAAAAUAAUCGCAUUAGUCAGGCUAGAUCCACUUUGAUUAAACUUUUACAGUAUGACCCUGAGACAUCUCCUGAAAAUAUGCGAUACCAUGGGCCUCCUCAAGUGAUGUUGGCAUACUUGAAAUAUCAAUGGUCACUUGGGGAGGAUCACAAGCGAAAAGAAGCUUUUGCUAGGUUGCAGGAUUUGGCCAUAGAGCUUUCAAGUGACCCAAAUAUGCAAUCAAUUAUACCAGCAGGUUUAAUGGGUGGCACGGGUCAAAAGGCCCAUCUCUUGGCACGUGUAUAUCUUAACCUUGGAACCUGGCAAUGGGCGCUUUAUCCUGGUUUGGAAGAUGAUUCCAUGCAAGAGAUUCUUUCAUCAUUCAGGAAUGCCACUCAGUAUGCACCAAAAUGGGGAAAUGCAUGGCACUGGUGGGCUUUGUUCAAUACAGCAGUGAUGUCACAGUAUACGAUAAGAGGGUUGCCAAAUGUUGCCUCACAGUUUGUUGUUGCAGCGGUCACUGGAUAUUUUCAUUCAAUUGCCUUUGCUGCAAAUGCUAAAGGGGUUGAUGAUAGUUUACAGGAUAUACUCCGCCUUCUUACCUUAUGGUUCAACCAUGGAGCUACUGCAGAAGUUCAAAUGGCACUGCAGAAAGGAUUUGCUCAUGUUAAUAUCAACACAUGGCUUGUUGUUUUACCUCAAAUAAUUGCCAGGAUACAUUCGAAUAACCAUGCUGUGAGAGAACUAAUUCAAUCACUUUUGGUGCGAAUUGGACAAAGUCAUCCACAGGCUCUUAUGUACCCUCUUCUUGUGGCUUGUAAAUCUAUAAGCAAUUUACGUAAAGCAGCUGCUGAGGAAGUGGUAAACAAAGUGCGGCAGCAUAGUGGUGUGCUUGUGGAUCAGGCACAACUUGUAUCUACGGAACUAAUUAGAGUUGCGAUACUUUGGCAUGAAAUGUGGCACGAGGGACUGGAAGAAGCAAGUCGUUUGUAUUUUGGUGAACAUAACAUUGAUGGAAUGCUAAAGGUGUUGGAGCCUCUGCAUAAAAUGCUUGAGGAGGGUGCUAUGAAGGAGAAUAUUACUGUUAAGGAGAGAGCAUUCAUUGAGGCGUAUCGGCAUGAAUUGUUAGAGGCAUGGGACUGUUGCAUGAAGUACAAGAAAACUGUAAAAGAGGCUGAGCUUACUCAGGCAUGGGAUCUAUAUUAUCACGUCUUCAGACGAAUAGACAAGCAGCUUCAAGUCAUGACGACUCUUGACCUGCAGUCUGUUUCUCCUGAGCUGGUAGAAUGCCGAGAUUUGGAGCUUGCUGUUCCUGGAACAUAUCGUGCUGGUAUAAUGAACUUUUUACAACUCAUUUAUUACCAAACCCUCCGACCCCGGAAAUUGACUAUUCAAGGGAGUGAUGGGGAGGAUCAUGCCUUCUUGCUGAAGGGACAUGAAGACUUGCGCCAAGAUGAACGUGUCAUGCAGCUUUUUGGAUUGGUGAAUACUCUGCUGGAGAAUUCAAGAAAAACUUCAGAGAAGGAUCUGUCUAUUCACCGAUAUGCUGUAAUUCCAUUAUCUCCAAACAGUGGGUUAAUUGAAUGGGUUCCUAAUUGUGACACACUACACUAUCUCAUUCGAGAAUACAGGGAUGCCAGGAAGAUUACCCUAAAUCAAGAGCACAAAUACAUGCUCAGUUUUGCUCCGGAUUAUGACAAUUUACCACUCAUAGCUAAAGUUGAAGUCUUUGAGUAUGCUCUUCAAAAUACUGAAGGGAAUGACCUGGCUAGGAUCUUGCAUAUUGACUUUGGAGAUUGCUUUGAAGCUUCAAUGAACCGGGAAAAGUUUCCUGAGAAGGUUCCCUUCCGUUUGACAAGAAUGCUUGUGAAAGCUAUGGAGGUUAGUGGUAUAGAGGGCAAUUUUCGCUCUACUUGUGAAAAUGUGAUGCAAGUUCUUCGAACACACAAUGAUAGUGUUAUGGCCAUGAUGGAGGCCUUUGUUCAUGAUCCUCUCAUCAAUUGGCGCCUUUUCAACUUUAACGAGGUCCCACAAAUGUCAAUGUUUGCCAAUAGUCAUGUCCCUGCUGUUGUGAAUACUGAGGAAUCUGCUCCUAGCAGAGAGCUCCCUCAACCUCAACGCGGUGCUCGUGAGAGGGAACUUCUUCAGGCUGUUAAUCAGCUUGGUGAUGCUAAUGAGGUUUUGAAUGAACGUGCUGUGGUUGUCAUGGCCCGGAUGAGUAAUAAACUGACUGGACGUGAUUUUUCCACACCUUCAUUGUCUGCAAGUUCUAUCCAACAUGCAGUAGAUCACAGCUCCUUAAUUUUCGGAGAUACUCGUGAAGAUCAUGGUUUAUCUGUGGUGCCCUUUUUGGUGAAGAGAAGCAACCCUGUUGCAUAG